AUGGCUUCUAACCAACCAACCUUUGAUGCGAGCGGCGCUCCUCUCUUCUCCUACCACCACGAUGACAAUCUUGACCCAACAAGACAGUUCUCUUCGCACACGGAGGCCUGGAACCGGAUCCCUCGAUUUCCAAAUAAAGUGAUGGAUUUUACAGAUAGCCCCCCGGGGGAUACUCAGCUUGUUUCGCAGUCUGUAUAUGACAAGAUCCUGAGGCAAGGGAAUGGAGGAGCCGAGCAGUCGAUGCCCGGCCCUGGGGAGGGGCCAGAAAAUACUGAAGGUGCCAUCACACAAAGGACUCUAGCUGAAGGAGAUACGGGACACCUGGACCUCCUAGUUGAUUUGGAUGAUACUGUACACAGGGCUAGUGAAGGAGGAAUCUUGUCCUGUCAUGAUGAUGAAGAUUCUUCCCCGGCUCGUUACCAACCCUUCCCAGAAUCUCAGCGAUUUGUCGAUUACACACCGCAACGAAACGCCACUACUGGCUUCAAUGCUAGCUCUACUACCCCUUUACUGUCCAACAAUCCUUUUUCACGUGGGAAUAAAACACCUGCUGCUGUUAUCUCACUCAGCCAGUUGUUUAAUGCGACCCAGGGAGUGUCAUCUCCAUUGACAAAUGCCCACCGUCCAGAACUAUCUUCAGACAUGCCGUCCCCGAACCUCCCAGUUCAAAGCCGCAUAACAGCCACAUCGCUAUUCUCCCCUCUUCAGGCUAUCUCGUCCGUUCCAGGUUCGGGCGUCGCCGAGCCGCAAAACCUCUAUGUUUCAAUUAAAGAUUCCCAAGAGGCGAGAGCGAAAUCCGAACGUCAGCUACCUUCCGGCUCGAAUUUUCCCUCAGAUAUCACUAGCGAUGACGAUCUUUUCGCGGAUGACCUAUCGAUUCAACGACGGUUACGUGAAAAGAUUACCGAAAAUGAAGGUUUUCCGUCAACUCCCGACGACCGUACUGCCAACAAGACACUUCAAUCUGAGACCUGGCCAGAGAGCGAACUAGAAACGGAACAAGAAGAUGAAGAAAUUAGCUCGAGGUUCUGUGGCUCCGGGGCCCCUGCAGUUGUUGGAGAGGAUGAUAAGGAAAAUGCUGAUAGUGGGCUCGUUCAACUGUCCGACCCGACUGUCCUAGCACAUGACGCGCUAUCACAGGCAUUAGAAGUGGAAGACAGCGUUUUAAGCCCUCGAGUCAGGUUAAAAAGCCCCCCGAAGCUUGUCAUUUGUCAAUCUCAAACAUCAAAUCCCCACACUGAAGCUACAGUUCCUUGUGGGAGUGAUGGCUCAGACUGUGAGAGGGUUUUGAACUCCCAACCAUCUAACGAGGAAGUCGAUGGUUCUCAAGCCGAUGUCCCUACCUCUAGUAAAGAUACUGAACUCUUACCCCAAACGUUGAAUGCCAGGAUGCAGGAGCCAAGCUCACCGGGCGCUAACACGCAAGUACCAUCAUCACCCCCUUCUCAUAUCAGUUUGCCCCUAGAGUUGCCAAAUGAUGGUACAAAGGCGAUUCCACGACCGGAACCGUCGCCCGAAAUUCCUGCAUUUUAUUCUCCUAGUCCUAAAUCCCGAUCUCUGCAAGCUAUGGAUAUUACCAAUCGAAGCCUUUCAACCCCCGAAGCUCGAGAGCGUCGUGAAGGCGAGACUGAAAAACGAACUCAUUCUGAGACGGUAUGCUUAGUGGAAAACAAUGUCAGCGAAGAUAAGCAAAUUUCUUUCAUUUCCGAAACGCCUGCUGCACGUUCUAUCGAAGAUAAAAGUCUCCAACACACAAUACCGGAAACCAGUCCGGAUAACCAGCUGAUACCUUCUUCAACACCUAUAUACAAUCGAUCUCGAUUGGCAAGCCACGACAAUUCGCCCGGAAGCGAGGAUGACUUACCCGCCAUGUCCCACGUCACCUCCCAGAAAGAUAGAAACUCCGGGACGGCUACGUGGCUCCGGAAGAACAUGACCACUCGGUUUCAGUCGAUCCUUUCAAGUCCAAGCGGCCGUCAACGGCGAAGUAUGACCGAUAUUGCGUCAGACCAAUCGCCGCAACAAAUCGCCCCCGAAAUUCAACUAGAGGACAUCGAUUUGUUGACUGCAGAUGACAGAGCCUUUGAUGAAGCAAUUAUUCACUCGGACAAGCAUGUGGCGAAGAGAAGAAAAGUAAAUAGUGGACUUGGAAUCCGGGCUACUAAAUUUGCUAUCCCUCAGCCUUUGGGCCUCAGACGUGUUGAUGAAAAUUUAUCAGGCCCUCUAGACGGAACCAGGAGUGAACCGGUCGGGGAAAACAUUACGUAUAGGCGUGUCGAUACCGAACGUUUGCGGUCCCGAGUCAAGACCGGUCCCGCUUCUAGGAGUAUCUGGGACCUGGUGGAUUCACCACGACGAAAGGGACAAAGUCGCAAAGGCCUUGGGAAACCCUCAAAACCUAUAAAACAACCAGUUCCUCCGAGCCAGCCCAAUGGCAAGAAAAAAUAUGCGGUUGCACAAGCGGUUGUUAUUUAUAAUCAAUCAAGCUCUUCUCCUGCACCGACCGAAAAGAUCACCUCGGAUCCUCCAGUUGUCACAGAGAGCCCUGGACUACCCAAGAACAAUUCUUUUGAGUGGUUCGAUUUCUCUAACCAAGUUUUUGCAUUUUUUAACGGGCAACCGCAUGGUUACUACCCAGCCGCUUGCGUCGGCAUGUCCAAUGAUGUUGGUCGUCAUCGAUAUCUAGUGAUAUUUGAGGACUCGAAUACCCCAGAUGAAAUAGAUGCUUCCAGCGUAAAGAAACUUGACCUGAAAGUCAACGACAUCGUGAAAGUAUUCUCACUUGACUUGCCGAGAACUCCGUAUCGCGUGGUGGGAUUGGCAGAUAAACUUGCUGUCAGUGCCCGGUUUCCUAAAGGCAGCUCUCUCCCAUUGACUGAUAUCCACGGACAUGCAUCUGUGAUUCUGGCGCCAAAACAAGGCCAAAAGCUACCAAAUGGAGAACAAACUGUUACCGUGCCCAUUUCUAGAAUUUACCUCGACAAAAAUUUAUGGUCUCGGCUGGGAACACGGCCGUAUUCCUUUCUCUCUUCUGCGAGUAACUCGACUUCGCGGUUCCAAACCCCUAUGGAUUGUGGCACAACUAUUAUUACUCCCGCUUUUACCCGUACUCCGCACAUAGAGCCUUCAGUCCAGGGGAUUUUCAGUGGUAUGGCGUUCGCUAUAUCGUAUACACAUAAUGAAAAAGAACUUUCUCGUUUGGACCGGUUGAUCCGAAAAAAUGGUGGUCAAAUAUUGAAAGAUGGAUUUGACGAGCUUUUCAAUCUACCAAGCCCGUCCCUAGAGAACCAGAAUCAAACCUUGCUCUUGACCUCCCGCGCAGAGCAGCUUGGUUUUAUGGAUCGACCGUUGUCUCGCUAA
Messenger RNA from Uncinocarpus reesii 1704, 3360 nucleotides. RefSeq lists its product as uncharacterized. Bases 1 to 3360 code for a protein of 1119 amino acids. The transcript has 3 exons. The record is from RefSeq and is a predicted model, not a curated record. NCBI's taxonomy places the organism in Eukaryota, Fungi, Ascomycota, Eurotiomycetes, Onygenales, Onygenaceae.